AUGGCCAUCCGCGAGAAAGCCAGGAACUUCUUCAAGAAGUCCAACCGCAGUGAGAAUGGCUCGCAGCUGUCCAAGUCAUCGACACAAGCGUCCGACAGAGACCGCUGGCCUAGCAAUGUCUACAAGCCUGGUGAGCCAAUGCCACGACCGAAGUACAGGGCACCGCCAAAGAAAGAGCACAAGGAGAAACUAGAGUCGUUCAGCUUCGCAGAAGCAUGGAGAAGGCGGAGCUUCCAGAGCCAGUACAGUCCUAUGGGAACGAGGGCGCCCAGCAGGAGGAACAGCUCGAAGCAUGGCAGCAGAAGGAACAGCUGGCUGAGCAUGGGCAGGAAAAGCUUCAGUGGAAAGAGUACAGAGGGCGGCAGGUCAAAUAGCAUUACUAGCGGGGAGACUGAAAAGAGCGGCGUGAGGCAACGAGAACACUUGGGCGCUGCAAGGCCUCCGGCGUUAGGCAAUCAGCCAGAGGCCGAAGGCGAUGAUGAUGUUGGUAAUGUCGGAAUGUCGCGUGUGCAAUCGAAAGAUCACGUCAUAGUAUCGAGGCCACGCACAUCCGAAGGCUUGCCCAAUGGCACAGCCAACGGUCUCGCCAACGGUGUCCCGAACGGCAUCCCAAACGGUCUGACCCAGACUUUAAGUACCGCACAUGAUCAUCGUCCAUUCACCGAAGGAGACUUUGCUCUAGCACUUCAACGCUCACAUUUAGCCGUACCGACUCAGGGCUGA
Messenger RNA from Fulvia fulva, 723 nucleotides. RefSeq lists its product as uncharacterized. The coding region runs from base 1 to 723 and encodes 240 amino acids. Lineage: Eukaryota; Fungi; Ascomycota; Dothideomycetes; Mycosphaerellales; Mycosphaerellaceae. The transcript has 2 exons. The record is from RefSeq and is a predicted model, not a curated record.